UAUGGCUAAACGCUGGUGGUUCACAAUUUUACAUCAAAAAUUUAAGAUUCUACAAGUAUCACCCUAUCGGUUUAACAUUAGACUAAAUCAAACGAGUACUGGUUUUUCCGAUCCCAUAUGUAAUCGAAGCACGGGGAAUAAAAUAUCAACUCUUUUUGUACCCGGUAGGCAUGGGAAUGUUAUGUAUCAAAUCGUAAAGCCUCUCAUUGAUGUUAAUUACAUAAUAGAAAAUAUGGUUAAAAUUAAGCAUUCGUGUAACGUCAGAGAUCUUAAUUUCGAUUUUGAAUCUGCUGUCAUUGCAAUUAAAGAAUGGCAUAGUGUUAGAACCGAUUACCUGUUGAUGGUAGAUAAAGAACAAUUUUAUGCAGAGGAGAUUAAACGUUUAAAGACUAUCGGCGAUGAAAAGGAGGCGAGUAAGGUGAUAGCAAUAAGAUUAGCAUUUGUUGAAAAUCUCAAAGCAGAGAAAGAACGACUUCUUAGUAUUGAAGAUACAGUUAUGCCACUUCUACAAAAGAUUCCUGCUCUUGUACAUGCAGAAACUCCAGUAGACUCUAAUGUUUCAAUUUCACAAAUUGAAACUUUUAAAGGUGGCACCCAACCUUUAUCUCAUGUUGAGAUAGGGGAGAAACUAUCAUCACUGCAAUUUUGUGACAACUCCACCAUGUAUUUUAUGUCUGGGAAAAUAUCUGCCUUGGACCUAGGAAUACAGAUGUAUUUUUUUGAUAAAUUCAAAGCUCUCGAGUUUAUACCUAUGUCAUGUGUAGACUUUUGUAAAUCUUUCAUUGUUGAAGCUAUAGGUUGUGAUCCCUAUUCAAAUUCAGAUACCAUUCCUCUGCAUGAAAAAACCUCUAAAGAAAUUGGACAAAAACUUCAUUUGUGUGGUGGUGCAUCGUUUGAAUCAUUUUGUGCUUAUUUGACAAACAUGAAUGUGGAUAAGUCAAAUCUACCACUUAAGUACUUCUCAUUAGGACGUAGAUACAAUGCUAGAAAUCGAGAAUCAGGAAAUAAAGAUUUAUUUUCUGUAAUUCAGUCAACAAACCUCCAUUAUGCGAUCAUAAGCGAAUGUCUUUCCAGUGAUGAUUUUGAUUCAUUAUUUCAGGAAAUGGUGACAUUGUACAAAGAAAUUAAGAUACCAUUUCAAACUGUCGAUGUGGCGGCUAAAAAUUUGAACGUUGCUGAAAGUAGAAGAAAGCAGUUAGAGUUGUGGUCUCCAUCAAGAAAUCAUUACGUACCAGUUGCUCAUUUAUCACAGCAUAAUGAUUUUAUUUCAAAACGGCUGAAUAUUACUUAUGGAAUUCAGCAUGCUAAUGAAGGAUAUUGUCACAUUAUGGAAGGGGUUUCUGUUAACGUUCCCGUCUUAAUAGGGUGCAUUAUUGAAAAUCUGCAAAUUGAAAAUGAUUUUGAUAUUCCUGGUGUUUUACAGAAAAACUUUAGAUUAUUUUCAUCAUAACAAUGAUUAGUUUUAGAGUUAAAAAAGAAUCACUUAAGAUAUUCUUUUUUUUAAAACGCUAUGGUUUUUUUGGAAACAAUAGUUUUUGUAAUAGUAUAAAAAAUAAAUCUAUUUUUGAGCCCAAAAUAAGUAGAGGUUUUUAUAUAUUUUUGGAAAGAAAUGUGAGAAGUUUGAGUUUGUCAAUAUGUAUGCCUUAUGUAUAAAACUAACAAUGUUUGUAAAAAAACAAUGCUCUCAAAUGCAUGAGUUCUAUCAUGUUUAUAUAUUUUCUUCACUUAGGUUUUUGACUAAUGUAAAUAUUAUAGUUUGAACUAUUUGAUUUUUAAACAUUUCACCUGUUUUAAUUUAUACAAAAACUUGGAGUUCCUAAAAAUACCUUGUUUUAAUUUUUUUUGCAAAAAGGAAAAGAAAUGUACAAUAGAAACAUAUUAAGAAUGUUGUUUUUAAAAUUAUAAUGCAUUAUAUGAUAUGCUGAUUGAUAAAAUAAAAUAAUCUUGUUUAUACUGAAAAAUAGUUUUGUAUUUUUGUUUAAUAUACUUCAAAUUUAGUGAUAGCAAUACUUGUAGACC
Molecule: messenger RNA, 2019 nt
Organism: Uloborus diversus
Lineage: Eukaryota; Metazoa; Arthropoda; Arachnida; Araneae; Uloboridae
Gene: Slimp
Product: serine--tRNA ligase-like
Exons: 1
Coding region: 2-1450 (482 amino acids)
Biological process (GO): mitochondrial seryl-tRNA aminoacylation
Cellular component (GO): mitochondrion
Molecular function (GO): ATP binding; tRNA binding; serine-tRNA ligase activity
Source: RefSeq, a predicted model, not a curated record